UCUCUGCGCGCCCGCGCGAGGGGGCCAACAGAAAAUGGCGAGUCUGUGUAAAAGCCAGCAAUGCUCCAUAGAAAGGCGCGGUUUUAGACAAGAACUUGACUCGUGGAGAUACAAGCUCAUUCACUGUGUAGGUUUUGAGAGUAUAUUAGAAGGACUAUUUGGACCUGGCCUGUUAAAAGAUCUCCACUUAUUUAAAGACUGUGAACCUACAGGUGUUUGUGAUUGGUCCUUUGAUGAAAAUUGUCUCUUCUGCUGCUUGAGGAGAGAAAAAGUCAAGGUAGAUGCUGUUUAA
Molecule: messenger RNA, 292 nt
Organism: Bombina bombina (fire-bellied toad)
Lineage: Eukaryota; Metazoa; Chordata; Amphibia; Anura; Bombinatoridae
Product: ligand-dependent nuclear receptor corepressor-like protein
Exons: 3
Coding region: 35-292 (85 amino acids)
Biological process (GO): regulation of transcription by RNA polymerase II
Cellular component (GO): nucleus
Source: RefSeq, a predicted model, not a curated record